Messenger RNA from Parasteatoda tepidariorum (common house spider), 980 nucleotides. Its product is annotated as max-like protein X. Lineage: Eukaryota; Metazoa; Arthropoda; Arachnida; Araneae; Theridiidae. The record is from RefSeq and is a predicted model, not a curated record. Gene Ontology annotation, biological process: regulation of transcription by RNA polymerase II. Gene Ontology annotation, molecular function: RNA polymerase II cis-regulatory region sequence-specific DNA binding; DNA-binding transcription factor activity, RNA polymerase II-specific; protein dimerization activity. Gene Ontology annotation, cellular component: nucleus.
CUCUGACUAAUUGUUUGUUUUGAUAAAAUAUUUUAUUCGAUGGUAUGGUUGAUCAUAAGCAGAAAUUUCUUUUAAAUCCUGACUUUUUUUAAAUUUCAUUGCUGAGGAGAUUGUAACAUAUUAGAUGGCUGAAUCACACUUUACAGAAUCAAAGUUUGACUCUGGUUCUGAAAAUGACCUGCUCAGUCCUCAUACAGGUUCAUUACGCUAUUCAUUUUCUAGCACAUCAUCAGCUGGAUCUCUUGACCUAUUCAACUCAUCAUCAGCUCAUAAUUCAGAUGAUGAAGACAGUGAUGAUAAGCCUACUUUAACCUAUAAGGAACGGAGACGUGAAGCCCACACUCAAGCAGAGCAAAAGAGACGUGAUGCUAUAAAAAGAGGCUAUGAAGAUUUACAAUCACUUGUUCCAACUUGUCAUCAGCAAGAUAGUAUAAGUAGUUAUAAGCUGAGCAAAGCUGCAAUACUUCAAAAAUCAAUUGAUUACAUUCACUUCCUCCUUCAACAAAAGAAGAAACAAGAUGAGGAACUGGUUGCAUUGAGAAAGGAAGUUAGAGCCUUGGAAAUCAUGAAAACAAACUAUGAAGCUAUUGUUAAAGUUCAUCAAAGUCAACCAAAUAAAAACUCUAAUAAAGUUAGUGAGGACAUGAAAUUUCAAGUGUUCCAGGCAGUGUGUGACACUUUAUUUCAAUCUUUCAAUUCAGCAGUAUCUAUUUCAAAUUUUGGAGAACUCUCUGCUUGUGUUUUCAGUUGGUUGGAGGAAUAUUGCAAGCCUCAAACACUACAGGAAUUGAUGAUUUCACUGUUUUACCAGUUGAACUAUCAUGUCACAUAACUAGUGCACUAUCUGAAAUUUAUAUCAUGUGAUAGCAUUUACUUUAACACUGUCAUGGUAAUGAGUCAAGAAAGUGCUUUUGUUAAGUCAUUAAAUGUUUAUAUCUAUUCAUUAUAAAUUCUAAUAUGAUGUCAUAUGAUGUAUACAU